ACCAAAAAAAAAAAAUUGUUUUAUAAUUACGUCAUUUUAUGGAUUAGUUCAGAGAAAGAGACUUGAUCGAGAAGAUUUUUGAGAUGUUUGGCUUCUUUUUGAACUUAAACUUUCCGAGACGAUUACCACCAUACAAUCAUCAUGUAAUUUUUUUUUGUUCGCAGGAUACUGUAAAUCACUUCUUGAAACAUCAAUUUAUCAUUUCACUUCCAUAUCAAAACUCUUAAUUUUGGAGUUCUUUUGGGCAAAUGACAAAAAUACAUUUUGUCACAGAAAAUUAUUUACUUCAUCAUUAAACCGGUUGGUGAAGUGAAAACGACGCCGUUUUAGUACUUUGGGCUUUUUAACUUACUAAAGCCGUUGAACAGAGAAGAAAAUCUGUUGCUAAUUUCGCCAUCCUUGAACGGCCAAGAUUUUAAGAGAUGAGCAAGAAAAACCUGGCGAUUCUGUUGCGCGCUAGGAUGAGAUCGUCUAACCAUUCCGCCAAAUCGUCCCUUUCUCAGUUUACUAAAGAGAUCCCAUCCAAUCCUCAAGAGAAUCAUUCUGGAGAUCACAUAGUGAGAAACUCUAGUGAGCUUGAUACCAUAGGAAGGGUAUAUGAUGUAGUUCGUGAAACAAUGCACUCAGCUAUCUCUGCUACUAAAACCGGUGGCUCAGACAUUACUCUUAAUGACUUUGAAGAGGGAUACUUUAGCCUCUCCCUUGAAGACCGUGGGAAACUACUUCUUGCCUUAGCCAAAGAAUACGAUGUCAACAGAGAACAAGUCCGAGAACUCAUUAAGCAAUAUCUUGGACUUGAAACCCCACUAGCAAGUGAUGAUGAUGCAGAGCUUCAUUCUUCUCCAAAGAAGGAGGCUUCAUCUUCUGUUUUCUAUCGCGUUGAGUGGAGUCUGAGACAUGCUCUCAAGCCAACGUAUGAAACUUUCUUUGAGAGGUUGAAUACUCAUCCUGGAGGGUUGCGGUUUCUCUCCAUCCUCCGUGCUGAUCUUCUCUCCAUACUCACGAAAGAUAACAUGCCCUCUUUGCGAGCAUUAGAUUCAUAUCUAAAGGAGAAACUAGGGAUGUGGCUUAGUCCUGCUACUUUAGAGCUUCAUCAGAUCACUUGGGAUGAUCCUGCUUCCUUGCUUGAGAAAAUUGUUGCUUAUGAGGCGGUGCAUCCAAUCAGCAACCUCUUGGAUCUCAAAAGAAGAUUGGGAAUAGGUCGUCGAUGCUUUGGUUAUUUUCAUCCAUCUAUCCCUGGUGAACCUCUUAUUUUCAUCGAAGUUGCUCUUAUGGAAACUGUUGCUCAGACAAUUCAGGAAGUUUUGUGGGACAAUCCACCAAUACCAGAGAACCAAGCAACAUGCGCUUUGUUUUACUCCAUUUCUUCAACUCAGCCUGGCUUGGCUGGGAUAAACCUAGGUAAAUUUCUGAUCAAACGAGUGAUUACAUUGGUGAAGAAAGAAAUGCCACAUGUUUCUACAUUUGCAACACUAAGCCCCAUCCCUGGAUACAUGCAAUGGCUCCUCUCGAAGCUAUCAUCUCAGUCAAGAUUUGCUGAAGAAGAGCGCGAUGGUACACAGAGCAAUCCAUCUUCAUCUACUUUCAGCGAGAAAGUAUUACUACCAGAAGAGGAACAAGCCCUCAUGAGUCUAUCAGAUGAUUCUUCUUCCGGUAGCAACGGCAUGGAAGUUCUGUUGAACUUGCUAUCAGCAAAGAACUGUGAUUGGGCUACUUCACCUCGUAUAUUACCAGUUUUAGAACCUAUUCUGAUGCGGUUGUGUGCUAGGUACCUCUUGCAGGAGAAGAAGAGAGGAAAAGCUUUAGACUCUGUUGCUAACUUCCACUUGCAAAAUGGAGCGAUGGUUGAAAGAAUAAAUUGGAUGGCGGAUAGAUCAGAGAAAGGUAUUCAUCAAAGUGGAGGCAUUAUGGUUAACUAUGUCUACAGGUUAGAGAAUAUUGAAGACUUUGCUCAAUCAUAUUUUGGGUCGGGACAAAUCCAUGCCUCUCCUGCGAGAAUACAGAGGCCAUUGAGGAAGAUUUGGUGGUUGCUGAUAUUCCCAAUUAACAAGCUAUUACGAGAAGCUGCAGCAAUCAAGAGAAUUUUUGUAACUGAGUUCAGUUCAGGUUUCACACCAUGGAAGAAUUACAGGGUGAUCCAGGGGCACUUGGGGUGGGUUAGAUCUGUUGCAUUUGAGCCAAGUAAUGAAUGGUUUUGCACUGGUUCAGCUGAUGGUACCAUUAAGGUAUGGGAUGUAGCGAGUGGAGUUCUGAAGCUCACACUUACUGGACAUAUUGGGCAAGUACGAGGCCUUGCUGUAAGCAACAAAGAUACCUCCUACAUGUUCUCUGCUGGUGAUGACAAGCAAGUAAAAUGCUGGGACCUUGAGCAGAAUAAGGUUAUCCGAUCAUGGCCAUCUUUCUGGCGUCUACUGUUUAGCUCUUCAUCCAACUCUCGACGUUUUACUAACCGGAGGGCGAGACUCUGUCUGCAGGGUGUGGGAUAUCCGUAAGAAGACGCAGAGUUUUGCACUCUCGGGACAUGACAAAGACGUUUGUUCCCUCUUCACCCCUCCAACCCACCCUCAAGUUGUUACCGGAUC
Messenger RNA from Brassica rapa (field mustard), 2582 nucleotides. Its product is annotated as malonyl-CoA decarboxylase, mitochondrial. NCBI's taxonomy places the organism in Eukaryota, Viridiplantae, Streptophyta, Magnoliopsida, Brassicales, Brassicaceae. The record is from RefSeq and is a predicted model, not a curated record. Gene Ontology annotation, cellular component: peroxisomal matrix; mitochondrial matrix. Gene Ontology annotation, biological process: fatty acid biosynthetic process; malonyl-CoA catabolic process; acetyl-CoA biosynthetic process. Gene Ontology annotation, molecular function: malonyl-CoA decarboxylase activity; protein binding.